Messenger RNA from Amoebophrya sp. A25, 416 nucleotides. NCBI's taxonomy places the organism in Eukaryota, Dinophyceae, Syndiniales, Amoebophryaceae. The record is from the annotation of a GenBank genome assembly.
GAAUGUCUCCGCUAAGGCCGUCGUGGUAGAAGAUCCUAAGACCACUGGCGAGGGAGAGAUGACAACUACUGCUUCUGUUGUAGCAGACGUGGUCAAGACAGAUACAACCAAACCGGGCCCGAAGCGUCCUUCUCGUCAGAGGAGUGUCCGUGUCCUAUCCGCAGAAGAGAUGCUUGAGGCUGAGCAGAAGAGGAAAGAGGCACAGACUGCAAGAAAUCAACGACGUUGACGAGGUAACUGUAACUCAUGAUUUAUGACUGGUUGUAGCUUCCGCAGUGGUCGUUACAAACAUCAUAACGACUAUUGUUGUGCUCAAUGGUCAAUGGGUCAAUGGUCAACAUGAUUGAUGUUGUGGUCAAAAACACCUUCUUCCUGCAACUUGCAGUACCACUUCUGGUCUUUGAAUCUUUUGCUUG